AUGGCAUCCAAAUUGCUUUCGAAAUAUGAUACUAUGCCUAAACUUAUUCCUCCGGAGGAUCGUUCAAUAACUGCACUAUGUAUUGGUGGUAUUCCAGCUGGAAUGACUGAAAAAGAUCUGCGCAAUCAUUUAUACCAGUUUGGAGGGCUACGUUCCGUCAAUCUUCAUGCGAAACAACAUUGUGCAUUCAUACAGUUUGCAACAAGAGGUGUUACUGAGCAGACCUAUGACCGAUUAAUUUUGGGUGGUCAUAGACUAACUGUCAAAUCACCAGCUGACUAA
Molecule: messenger RNA, 282 nt
Organism: Schistosoma turkestanicum
Lineage: Eukaryota; Metazoa; Platyhelminthes; Trematoda; Strigeidida; Schistosomatidae
Source: the annotation of a GenBank genome assembly